Labeo rohita (rohu) is the source of this 1402-nucleotide messenger RNA. It is a transcript of the gene cops5, whose product is annotated as COP9 signalosome subunit 5. Bases 204 to 1208 code for a protein of 334 amino acids. Gene Ontology annotation, molecular function: deNEDDylase activity; metallopeptidase activity; protein binding. The record is from RefSeq and is a predicted model, not a curated record. The transcript is spliced from 8 exons. Gene Ontology annotation, biological process: protein deneddylation. Lineage: Eukaryota; Metazoa; Chordata; Actinopteri; Cypriniformes; Cyprinidae. Gene Ontology annotation, cellular component: cytoplasm; COP9 signalosome.
UCGUUUAUGGUCGCUACUUUCACUCAGGUCUGAGAGUUGGGAUUCAGCAGGAGCUUUGUGAAUGAUUGCUAAGUGUUGUGUUUAAAUUUUUAGCUGAACAAAACGCUUUGAGCUGUUAUUUUGUAUUUUAAAUCUCGUGAAUUGCAAGUGGUAUUGAAUAUACUUCGUUAUAGUUCAUCCGGACAUAAAAGCCGACUGUAGCUAUGGCUGGUAGUAGCAUAGCGAUGAAAACAUGGGAGCUGUCAAACAGCAUGCAGGAAGUUCAAAGUAUUGAUGAAAUAUAUAAGUAUGAUAAAAAACAACAACAAGAGAUCCUGGCAGCCAAACCCUGGACUAAAGACCAUCAUUAUUUUAAAUACUGCAAGAUAUCAGCUUUGGCACUGUUGAAGAUGGUGAUGCAUGCCCGAUCUGGAGGAAACCUAGAGGUGAUGGGACUUAUGCUGGGGAAGGUGGAUGGAGAGACCAUGAUCAUCAUGGACAGUUUUGCUCUACCCGUGGAGGGCACUGAAACGCGAGUCAAUGCUCAGGCUGCAGCCUAUGAAUACAUGGCUGCUUAUAUAGAGAAUGCUAAACAGGUGGGGCGGUUGGAGAACGCCAUUGGAUGGUACCACAGUCAUCCUGGAUACGGCUGCUGGCUUUCAGGCAUAGAUGUCAGCACUCAGAUGCUUAACCAGCAGUUUCAAGAGCCCUUUGUCGCAGUAGUGAUUGAUCCCACAAGGACUAUAUCCGCAGGGAAGGUCAAUCUCGGAGCAUUCAGGACAUAUCCGAAGGGUUACAAGCCUCCAGAUGAGGGUCCGUCUGAAUACCAAACAAUCCCGCUUAACAAGAUUGAGGAUUUUGGAGUGCACUGCAAACAGUACUAUGCUUUAGAAGUGUCUUAUUUUAAGUCUUCCCUCGACCGCAAACUCCUAGAGCUGUUGUGGAAUAAGUACUGGGUCAACACUUUGAGUUCCUCCAGCCUUCUGACAAAUGCAGACUACACCACUGGACAGGUGUUUGACUUGUCUGAGAAGCUCGAACAGGCAGAAGCGCAGCUGGGACGAGGCAGUUUCAUGCUGGGGUUAGACACACAUGAUAGGAAAUCGGAGGACAAACUUGCAAAAGCAACACGUGACAGCUGCAAAACAACCAUCGAAGCAAUUCAUGGUUUGAUGUCCCAGGUUAUCAAAGAUAAACUCUUCAAUCAAGUGAACACAUCUACCAACUAAACUUGGAAGGAACUAAAGUUAAAUGACUUCACACGCAGUGUUUGCUUAGUUAUGUGUUCUUUCGUUCCGAUUCUGCUUUGAAAGAUUCAAAGGAAUUCUCCUGUAGGAAUGUUUGCGUCAUUUAUCAUUUGUUUAAAAACUGAAAUAAAUGCUGUUCGGGUUGAUUAGUUGACAGAAGUCUGGUGUUUUUGCUU